Molecule: messenger RNA, 2235 nt
Organism: Sitophilus oryzae (rice weevil)
Lineage: Eukaryota; Metazoa; Arthropoda; Insecta; Coleoptera; Curculionidae
Gene: Hexo1
Product: chitooligosaccharidolytic beta-N-acetylglucosaminidase
Exons: 12
Coding region: 71-2104 (677 amino acids)
Biological process (GO): ganglioside catabolic process; carbohydrate metabolic process; glycosaminoglycan metabolic process
Cellular component (GO): membrane
Molecular function (GO): beta-N-acetylhexosaminidase activity
Source: RefSeq, a predicted model, not a curated record
UGCCAAAUAAAUUAACAAUGCAUAUUGCUUCUAAAUACCCAUCAAAUCUCUAUAAACUGAAAACCGCAAAAUGAAGUCAAUUAUUAUAAUUUCCAUUUUUGUGACUCUGGCUGUAGCAUCGCCGCAAGGGAGAACAUCCAAAACCUACGUACCUAGCGAAUAUGAAAGGCAUCAGAACGAAGCUGCAAGAUAUCAAUUUUCGUCAAACAUCGAUGAUCACAUAAGCGACUUGACCCAUCAAAGGUCAGAAGAAAGGGAUGGGCUGUCUGUUAAAGGAAUGUAUUCUUACAGCGAUGGAUAUUACAAAAGAACAGUACAUUAUGUAGCUGAUGACAAAGGAUACAGAGUGUUAAGCGCCUUAAAAUCACCAUGGCGAUACGAAUGUGUGGAAGGAUACUGCCAAAAAAGACCAAUCACUAAUGAGACUGAAAACACUGCCUUAAGUUUGCCAGCUUGCAGAAUCUUCUGUGCGGAUGCUGCAGCGAUAUGGCCCAAACCUACAGGAGAUUUAUCUGUAGGAAAUUUCCUGACAGCCAUCAACAUCAACAGCAUUGAUAUAUUGGGUGCAAAAUCUGAAAGUCCGAUUUUCUCACUGGUCAGAGGAGCUUCUAAGAUAUUCAGAAAACAAAUUGAAGUUCUGGUACCAAGGAAUGUCGUACCCAAAGGAGGAAAAUCUUUAGUCGUCACUUUGGACAUUAAAAAUUCCAAUAUCGAUCAAUUCAGUUUAGACUUAGAUGAAAGUUACACGCUAAAAGUUUCUGAAUCUUCAGAUGGUCGAGUUCAAGCUUUAGUAACCGCACCAAAUUUUUUCGGUGCUAGACAUGGGCUGGAAACGUUGAAUCAACUGAUAAUUUUUGACGAUUUAAGGGACGAAUUGCAAAUUGCCAGAGAUGUCCUCAUCACCGAUAAACCUGCAUAUCACUAUCGAGGAAUUCUACUAGAUACUUCCAGAAAUUUUAUAACGGUUGAAAGCAUCAAGAAGACUCUAACGGCAAUGGGAGCAGCAAAGCUAAAUACUUUUCACUGGCAUAUUACUGACUCUCAUAGUUUUCCUUAUGUGUCCAAAUCACGACCGGAACUAUCCAAAUAUGGCGCUUAUUCUGCGAAUAAGGUGUACACUGCUCAAGAUGUCCAAGAGAUUAUCCAAUAUGGCAAAGAAAGGGGUGUGAGGGUACUGCCCGAAUUUGAUGCUCCAGCUCACGUAGGAGAGGGCUGGCAGAACACCAACUUAGUAACAUGCUUCAACUGGCAACCCUGGCAGGACUACUGUGUCGAGCCACCGUGUGGCCAAUUUGACGUCACUAAGCCAGAAUUGUAUGACGUAAUUGCAGAUAUCUACAACGACAUGUUCGAUCAGUUCCAACCGGACAUCUUCCAUAUGGGCGGAGACGAGGUAAACUUUAACUGUUGGAACAACACAAAAUCCAUCGUCGAAUGGAUGGCUAAAAAAGGCUGGGGUCGCACAGAAGCUGACUUUAUCAAGCUGUGGGAUCAUUUCCAAAGCCAGGCUUUAGAAAAAGUCUACAAAAAGGCUGGCAAAACUAUUCCGGUGAUAAUGUGGACCAGUCACCUCACUCACAAGGAAUACCUGCUCGAGUAUUUACCAAAAGACAAGUACAUCGUUCAGAUCUGGACAACUGGCCAUGACGAAAUCGUCAAAAACUUGCUGAAGAACGAUUACAAAGUGAUCCUGAGCAACUACGACGCCCUGUAUCUGGACUGCGGAUUCGCCGGAUGGGUCACUGACGGAAAUAACUGGUGCUCGCCGUACAUCGGAUGGCAAAAAGUCUACGAGAACACACCUCUAAAGAUCGCAGGAGAAAAACGGAAACUCGUCCUAGGCGCAGAAGCCACGUUCUGGACGGAACAAGCCGAUUCCACUUCGCUGGACAGCCGAUUGUGGCCGAGGGCGUCGGCCAUGGCGGAAGUGCUGUGGUCGGAACCGGAAACGACGUGGCGGAAGGCGGAAACUCGGUUCCUGAUUCACAGGGAGCGACUGGUCAAGUUGGGCGUGAACGCGGACGCUCUGGAACCGGAAUGGUGCAUGCAGUACGAAGAAAACUGUCCUAUUGGCGGGAAAUUUAACAGUCAUAACAAACCUUAACGAGUUUGAUUGGUCUGAUGUUAAUACUCACCUACAAACUUCUUUUUUACUACAGAACAAAUAUUUUUUUAAUGCGAUUUUUAAGUAACAUUCAAAAGACGAAAGUAAUAAAGAAAUAAAAUCGUACAAAA